AUGCUUUCAAAUUCAAUGUUAAUUGCUUCUUCUCUGUUUUCACCAUCACCUUCCACCAUCUUCGGUUCCCGCAAGCUUUGUUCUUCCUUCAAAACCAUCUCAAAACAAAGCCACGCAUUUCUCCACAGAAACCCCUUUCUCCCGCACCACUUGAAUUUGGGUUCCAAAAGGGCCCUUUCUUCAAUUUGCUUUUACAACGCUGGAGACAAGGCAUUCUACUCUCUCCCCCCUUUAACUAUUUAUCUAUUCCUACGCAAUUACUUUCCCAGAAUUUCUGAAUCGGGAUUGGAAUGGCCAAUUCUCAGGCGAUGGGAGGUGCCUUGGCAAUGGCAAACAGUUUCAUUGACCUCUCUUGCUUGUGGAUUGGGCUUUGUGUUGACAGGUUUGACUGAAGCAAUUGCUCUCCCAUAUCUAGGGAUCAAACCAGAUGUGCUCAGUUUAGAUGACAAGGCAGAGAUACUUUUGUUAGAUCAGGGCAUCACAACUGCUGUUGUACUUGGAAUCAUAUUUAGUGUUGCCAACACUUUCCAGCCACUUCCUGAAGACUUCUUCAAAUACGAUUUGAGGGAACCUUUCAAUCUUGAAAAGGGUUGGCUUUUGUGGGCUGGAGUUGGACUUGUUGGUGCCAUUAUUGCCAUUGCAUUGACAGGAGUUGCUGUGUCUUUCUUCAGUGGAGAAACCCCACAAAGAGAGACUGACGCUCUUGUUCGAUUGCUUCCAUUAAUUGGAUCUUCAAAUCUCAGUACUGCCUGCUUGGUGGGCAUCACAGGUGUUCUUGCUCCACUCCUUGAAGAAACUGUAUUUCGAGGAUUUUUUAUGACUUCUCUGACUAAGUGGGUUCCUACGCCAGUUGCUGUUGUCAUUAGCGCCACUGUGUUUUCCCUCGCACAUCUCACUCCUGGAGAAUUUCCGCAGUUGUUUGUUCUAGGAACUGCUUUGGGGUUUUCUUACGCUCAAACUCACAACCUUCUCACUCCCAUCACUAUCCAUGCCUUUUGGAAUUCAGGAGUGAUACUAUUUCUUACUUUUCUGCAGGUUCAAGGGUACGAUAUCAGAGAAUUGUUGCAGGCAACUUGA
Messenger RNA from Sphenostylis stenocarpa, 1077 nucleotides. The record is from the annotation of a GenBank genome assembly. NCBI's taxonomy places the organism in Eukaryota, Viridiplantae, Streptophyta, Magnoliopsida, Fabales, Fabaceae.